Brugia malayi is the source of this 3240-nucleotide messenger RNA. RefSeq lists its product as uncharacterized. The transcript has 26 exons. Lineage: Eukaryota; Metazoa; Nematoda; Chromadorea; Rhabditida; Onchocercidae. The record is from RefSeq and is a predicted model, not a curated record. Bases 1 to 3240 code for a protein of 1079 amino acids. Gene Ontology annotation, molecular function: RNA binding.
AUGAAUGGUUAUUAUCGGAAUGGACCACGUUUUGAUCGUAUCGAUCAAGAUGAAGUUCCUGAAAGCAAGCACACCGUAUUUAUUAGAGGCCUUCCUGGACAUAUUAAAACGGAUGAAGUGAAGGAUUUUUUCGAAGACCAUGUUGGACCAUGCUCAUUUGACUUUAUCAAGCUUUCACAGGAUCAACUGAAACUAUUUGUGGCUGUUCGUUUCGAAACGCGCGAUGCUGCAAAAGAAUGCAUGCACAAAUACAAAGAUGGUGAUGUUCUUGGUUACCCAGUUGAAAUGACGUGGUUUCGGGAUAUUCGGCGCUAUGUGUCAUAUCAACAAAGUCAAGGUCUUCGACCUGCUAAAAUUCUUCGUAAUCGUGGUUAUAGUGGUCGCAAUCAUACUAGCUACGAUCGUUCGUCAAGAAAUGAUUAUAGAGAUGAUGAUGAUUAUGAUAAAGGAAGCAGAAAAAAGUGCGCUUCAUCAGAUGAUGAAGGCUCUAAAAAGUCUCGCUCAUCCAGUUCGUCACGAUCACCAAGUCGUGGUCAGCGUCAUUCAUCACAUGAACGUUCAGCAAGCCCUGGUAGUCUCAAAAGUCGGCAUAGUGAAAAAUCUCACCGUUCUCAAUCUCGCAAUUCUUCAUAUUCGGCACCGAGACGUUCUUCCUCAGCUGUCCCACCAGCUCCAUCUCCACAGUUUAAGCGAGAGGCUAUUGAAAAAGGUGAAACUCCGCCACUUCCACCAUUACCUCCUCCGCCAAAUGCAAAAUCUGACGAUGUAGAACCAAAGAAAUCGAGCUUGAGUGAUUCGCAGUCUCCUGCUGAACGUAAAUCGCGAAAAUCGAAAAAAGGCAAGCGAAAGCGUCGGCGUCGUAGUCCAUCAUCAAGUACACCCAAUUCAGUUAAUGAACACACUUCCGAUGAACUUAGUGAGGGCGAACUUCGGAAAAAGAUUCUAAAAAAGCGAAAAGAAGUUUUGAAGGACAUGGAAGAGGGUUUGAAGCCCAUAGUAAAACCAACUUUGGGAAAAUGGGAAGAACAGGAAGCGGAAACAACACUGCUACAGAACACCACAUUAAAGUUCGGUUUAGAAAGCAUGGAGGAUGUGCCAAAACGAGUUUUGCGUGAUACAGCCCAUCAGUUUCAGUCGUCAAAAAAUGUAAUUUCGCAAACAAAUGCAAGCAUGCUUGAUGGGAUUGGAAUGCAUGCUACAAUGCCCCAAGUGGGAAUUGAAAAUUCAUUUUCCUGCAAGAAAGGAGCAAAAGAAUUAGGGAAACAACUGGAUUUGCCAAAAAGCGAAGCACCAUCAUCGGGUGUGCUAUUUAGCAGUGAUAUUGAUACCUUUUUGGGGAAACGUGAACAAACCGGUCCAAUAAAUGAUCUCAAAAACACACAGACGAGUGUUUUCGGCGCAGCUCGUGGACAACAGUUGAUUUCAUUUUUUGACGAUGCCAGUGAUACGUUGCAGCCUUCUCAAGGAACGCUGCGAUUGAGCUCGCUAACUCGUCAGUUGAAUGCAGAAACAGAACGUGAACGGAAGCUUGCUCGUUUACCACCGGAAGUGCUUACUAAGUAUACGACAAAGAAAAAACAACUUGAAGGGGCAUUUAAAGCAGAUCGUGAAACGUUUGGUUUCGUUACGAAAAUGUUAAUCGAAAAAGAUCCAGGUUUGGAAGAUCGUCUUUGGUUAGCCCUUGCUGAAGCAAUUAAAGAUAUGGAAGAAGCAUUUACUCGAAAAAUGGACCAGUAUCUUGACCAUUCUUGUGAAUACCAGGGAAUGUGCAGCACUUCACAUGUGGUUCAUUCUGGGAAUCGGGAAGAAGAAAAAAAAAGGUUGGAGUUGUUCAAUAAAUAUUGUUUACUGUUUAUGAAACGGCUUGAACAGCAAGAAAUCGGUGUAUUGAUCGUUAAUGAUUUGUUUGCCAUUGCAAUCAAAUAUGGUUUCAAGGAUGCAUGUUUUCAACGUUUCAAAGAAAGUGCUGCUCGUUGGAUGUGUAGAAAGCUAGAAGUUGUAAUACGUAACAAAGGGUUGUAUGGGCUACCACGUAACCUCAAUUUUCUAAACAUGUUCGUAGAAAUAGAUGAUUUGGAAUGUUCUCUCGAUUAUUCGAAAUGGUUGGAAGAAUUUAUGACUCCUUUUUUUCGAGAAAAAGAUGGUAUUUAUCGCGAAGUACGUCAGCAUGAUUUCAAGCAGCGAAUUAUAUUAAUUCGAGAAGCAGUAUUAAAUCAAGACUGGUCGAAAGUUGGCGUGUUUUUAGGUCUCUUGCCUUCUUUUCGACAAAACUUGCGAGACGUUCCUGAAGCGUUCCGUAAACAACUUGGUGGUAAUUUGGAUAAAACAUGUCGGAUGUUAUUUCCAUAUGCUUCAACAAUAUUUCGAGCUGGUGUUGAACGCUUUAUGCAGUACGAUAUCCCACGUGAUAUGAUAACUAAAUCGGCAGCAGAAUUAAUGCUUAAUUUAACAUUUGACGUUGAGAAUAAUUCAUUGCUUUAUAUCACGGAGCUGCUUAUAUAUGCGAUAGCAAAUGGUCAGAAACAGGAAAUGCAAGAUUUGGUCACUACAGUUUCAUCCUUGCCAUCUGUCGCUCAAAAACACAAGUAUGUUACUAUCCUUCGAUCUUACAAAGUAUUGUCUCGUUAUGAACGUUGGCGUUUGGGAGGAGAAGAUGUAGUGCAGAGCAGUUCAUUUGAUCUGGGGGAUGAAAUCAUUGCAGCUCUACUGGAUGUGGAAUCUGGUCAGGCGAGUAUUUUCAUUCAUACAGCAGUGCAUUAUUUGCAUUUUGUUGGAAAAAUUGAUAUAUUAAUGAAUGCUUUGGAGGAAUGUUGUCAUAAAACGCCCUUCAUGAUUGUUGAUUGCUACCGCGCUUUGCUAUUAAAUAAUAUGGCUGAUGAAGCUAAUUGGUUGCUUGAUGUUAUUUUGCCGCAAUGGACCCUUAUUUCGCAUCCGAUUUUAUUAGAUUGGUUAAAACCGCGACUUCUGAAUCCUCACGAUUAUGACCUCUCAGGAGAAAUGUUGCGCCUUGUUUGCAAAACUUUGUUCGUUUUUUUGGAUUAUGGAACGAAUAGGAGGAAUGAUUGUGCUUGGAUGUUUCUGUGGGCAGUGGUACAGCUUGUGCAAGAUGAUGGUCUAUUGCUCUUGCAGUGGGAUCCUCGAAAAUCAUGGUGGCCAAAAUUCCAUCAUGCUGAGUUGUCCGAAAGAGGUGCAGAUUGUAGGCAUCGAAUUUUCAUGAAGCUUUACAAUUUAAAUGUGUGA